AUGAAGCUCACAGCCAAAGGAAGUGAUAGGCCUACCUCCUUCGACAUAAGUAAAAAGAAUUUAGAUGCAUUACAGCUUCUAUUGAAAAAUCCACCCACCACAAACAACAAAGGAGAAAAGGAUAAAGCACAUAGUCUGGUGAUUAGAGUUCUAACGGCUUUCAAGGUAUCAGAAGUAGGCGCUGCCGUGAAUGCAUUAGAUAGUGAUUCCAUUGACAUCCUCAUGAAAUAUAUCUACAGAGAAUUUGCUGCACCCUCAGAGAAGAGUGCAGGAAUAUGCCUCACAUGGCAUGAAAAGGUAUAUGCUGUUUCUGGUGUAGGCUCAAUCAUCCGGGUUUUGACCGACAGAAAAGGGGUUUGA
This is a messenger RNA of Lytechinus pictus (painted urchin), 360 nucleotides long. RefSeq names its product actin-related protein 2/3 complex subunit 5-C-like. Gene Ontology annotation, cellular component: cytoplasm; actin cytoskeleton; Arp2/3 protein complex. Lineage: Eukaryota; Metazoa; Echinodermata; Echinoidea; Temnopleuroida; Toxopneustidae. Gene Ontology annotation, biological process: cell migration; regulation of actin filament polymerization; Arp2/3 complex-mediated actin nucleation. Gene Ontology annotation, molecular function: actin filament binding. The coding region runs from base 1 to 360 and encodes 119 amino acids. The record is from RefSeq and is a predicted model, not a curated record. The transcript has 4 exons.